AUGCUGCGUUUCAGGCCGCUGGCAUUUCAAACGAACGCUGCAGGGUCACCUUUUUCGCUCCGUUUCAAACGCCGACUCCAGUCCACCGUUGCGGCCGCCGCGGAGACGGCCUGGAGGGCCCCUCCCACCAACAGGGCGGUGGCACACUGGCUGUACUGCUCAGCGGCGUUGGUGGGGGGCGUGGUAGUCAUUGGCGGUGUCACCCGCCUCACGGAGAGUGGGCUGAGCAUCGUGGACUGGAAGCCCGUGACGGGCGUGCGUCCCCCCAUCACGCACCAGGAGUGGGAGGACGAGUUUGCCAAGUACCAAAACUUCCCUGAGUUCAAGCAAAAGGACAAGAUGACGCUGGAGGAAUUCAAAUUUAUUUUCUUUUGGGAGUGGGCGCAUCGCCUCAUGGCGCGCAGUCUGGGGCUUGUCUACGGCCUGCCUAUGAUGUACUUUCUCUGCAAGGGCCGUCUCAGGGGCCACCACGCACUCACUGCCGCCCUCGUCGCGAUUCUUGGGCUGGGUGGGGCGCAGGGGGCGAUGGGGUGGUACAUGGUCCGCAGUGGCCUCGACCCACGGCUCCUGGAGGAGCGGCGGAAGGCCACGGUUUCGGCCUACCGCCUCGCGGCGCAUUUGGUGUUGGCCUUUGCGAUUUACGCCAGUAUGAUGCGCAUUGGCUUCGGACUGAAACUUCCACGAGUGGGCGAGUUUCAAGGCAAGGCGGGUAUUCAGCUCUCUGCCCGGCUCGCGUUCGUCAUUGUUUUUUGCACCGUCGUUUCUGGAGCUUUUGUGGCGGGGCUGGACGCGGGUCUCAUGUACAACAACGAGUUCCCCUGGAUGGGCGGCGGCGUCGUGCCUCCCCGCGACCACCUUCUCACGGUGGAGCCCUGGUGGCGCAACGCCCUUGAGAACCCGGCGGCGGCGCAAACCUGGCAUCGUCUGAUGGCUGCCGUGAGCACCGCCGCGGUGCUGGGGUUGAAUGCGGCCUGCUUUCGUCACCAUGCGGUGCUUCCAACGAUGCUGCGGCGCAGCUUGGUGCCCGUCAACGGCAUUCUGGCUCUGCAGGUGCUGUUGGGCAUUUGGACCGUUACCUCCUACGUGGACGUGCCCAUUGCCACGGCGCACCAGUUGGGCUCGCUGCUUCUCUUGACGAGCGUCAUUCGCGUCUGCGCCGUCCUUGGAUCCCGCGGGCUGCUGUUAGCGUAG
Trypanosoma conorhini is the source of this 1191-nucleotide messenger RNA. Its product is annotated as cytochrome oxidase assembly protein. The coding region runs from base 1 to 1191 and encodes 396 amino acids. Gene Ontology annotation, biological process: heme A biosynthetic process. Gene Ontology annotation, cellular component: mitochondrial inner membrane. The transcript has a single exon. The record is from RefSeq and is a predicted model, not a curated record. Lineage: Eukaryota; Euglenozoa; Kinetoplastea; Trypanosomatida; Trypanosomatidae. Gene Ontology annotation, molecular function: oxidoreductase activity, acting on NAD(P)H, heme protein as acceptor.